This is a messenger RNA of Phyllopteryx taeniolatus (common seadragon), 1216 nucleotides long. It is a transcript of the gene ptp4a1, whose product is annotated as protein tyrosine phosphatase 4A1. The transcript has 5 exons. NCBI's taxonomy places the organism in Eukaryota, Metazoa, Chordata, Actinopteri, Syngnathiformes, Syngnathidae. Gene Ontology annotation, biological process: protein dephosphorylation. Bases 63 to 584 code for a protein of 173 amino acids. Gene Ontology annotation, cellular component: nucleus. The record is from RefSeq and is a predicted model, not a curated record. Gene Ontology annotation, molecular function: protein tyrosine phosphatase activity.
AGCGUCUCUAGUUCCCCCCCUUUCCGUGCGGAAGCCAUUUUGCUUUUUUAGUUGUUGUUGCCAUGGCGCGCAUGAACAGGCCCGCGCCGGUGGAGAUCACCUACAAGAACAUGAGGUUCCUCAUCACCCACAACCCCACCAACGCCACCCUCAACAAGUUCAUCGAGGAGCUGAAGAAGUAUGGCGUGACCACAGCGGUGAGGGUGUGCGAGGCCACGUAUGAUGCCACCUUGGUGGUGAAAGAGGGAAUACAGGUCCUGGACUGGCCGUUCGACGAUGGCGCUCCUCCCUCCAACCAGAUUGUAGACGACUGGCUCAACCUGCUCAAGGUCAAGUUCCGCGAGGAGCCGGGCUGUUGCGUGGCCGUGCACUGCGUGGCGGGCCUUGGCAGAGCUCCCGUCCUGGUCGCCCUCGCCCUCAUCGAGUGUGGCAUGAAAUAUGAAGAUGCUGUGCAGUUCAUUCGACAGAAGCGUCGUGGAGCAUUCAACAGCAAGCAGCUCUUCUACCUGGAGAAAUAUCGUCCAAAGAUGCGUCUGCGCUUCAAAGAUUCCAACAGCCAUCGCAACAACUGCUGCAUCCAGUAGAACAACAUAUGUUGCCUUUGUUUCACAACUUUUUCAAAAAUAACGUUCUCAUUCGUACUUGGGGAAAGCCGCUUCAGCAUUUCUUCCAUAUCCAGCUUAAGGUGCAUGUACGCACUUUGUCCUCACUGGUAAAACAAUUCAGUGCACUAAUAGAAACGAUUCUUACAAGUAACAUUUUUUUCCACUACUGUAUGACAUUUCUGCAAACUCGUAAGACAAUUUCGGCAUGCUACGAGGACAACUAUGUUACUAAUGAAUCAAAAACACUACUAGACAUUUUGGUGCUACUGGUAAGGUCCAGGAGGCUACUAGUGCAUGGCACAAGCCUAUUAGUGUUAAUAGAGCUGCACAGUAGUUUACUAGUAAGGUUUAAUUCCGUACUAGUAGGCCAAAAAUGGCACUAAUAGUGGACAAAAAUAUUACUAAGACAGUCAUUCUUACUAGUAUGUCUGAAUUCUUACUAGUGAGGACAGAGUGCGCUAGUACCUUAAGCUGGAUAUCUUUCUAUACUUAGUUUCUCAUCAUGGCCAUCUAGAACCAUUUUUGGUUUUGUUUACUAAUUAACUGCUACAAUGUGAUUUUUUUUUUUUUUCUUUUUUUGUUAUCUCAAACUGGACUUUUCGUCUGCGAUA